AUGUCUAUCGCUCCCCAAAUGGCCGUCCUUGCAACGAUCUUCCUCCUGGCCGCAGCCUGGAUCCAAAGCGCGGCCGCGUUGGGGAUUUCCAUCGCUGAUCCAUGCUACGUGGCGCAGUUCCCGGUAUUGUGCAGAGGAACCAUAAAGGGUCAAACGAACGUGUACGCAGCGACGGAUGUGGCCAUCAGAGAGCUGAUGAGGCGGACGAGGCAUGCCAAAGACAUCGCCAAGAAAGAGAUGAAACCUAUCGGAGGAGUCUCGACUUGCAUGUCAAACUUCAAUAGCGCCUUUGACAAUUUGGACACGGCCCUUUCGAACAUUAAGGAUAAUGAUUCUUUUGGCCUCAACAUUAACCUUAGCGCUGCGUUGACGGACUACGAUACUUGCAAGGACGCCAUGCAGGGAGCUCGGGAGACUCAUAGCGUCGUUUAUAAAUCCGCCGGCGUUUUGUUUCAAAUGGCUGAUAAUUGUUUGGCACUCUCUACCCUCGUUAAACCAAUAUGA
This is a messenger RNA of Microthlaspi erraticum, 504 nucleotides long. The record is from the annotation of a GenBank genome assembly. NCBI's taxonomy places the organism in Eukaryota, Viridiplantae, Streptophyta, Magnoliopsida, Brassicales, Brassicaceae.